This is a messenger RNA of Cherax quadricarinatus, 594 nucleotides long. The record is from RefSeq and is a predicted model, not a curated record. NCBI's taxonomy places the organism in Eukaryota, Metazoa, Arthropoda, Malacostraca, Decapoda, Parastacidae.
AUGCACUGGAAGCAGUGUCUGCCCAUUUUAUAUGGAAUAAAAGGUAACUGUGUCAAACACAAGCUUCCCUUUUAUGUGCUGGUGGACACUGGCAGCAGCAACCUGGCUAUAGCAGGGGCUCCACAUGAAGAACUGGACAAAUUUUUUGCAUGGCAAAACUCAUCUACCUAUGUGGAUCUAGAAAGGGAUGUUAAGGUUAUAUAUACUCAAAGCAGUUGGACUGGUCACUUGGGACGUGAUUUGGCACAGUUUCCCAGUGUGCCUUGCACGGAGAAUUUAAUGACUGACAUGGCACUUAUUACCACAUCGGAGAACUUUUAUGUUAACAACUCAAACUGGCAGGGGAUUUUGGGGCUGGCAUUCUCAGCAUUAGCUCAGCCUCAAGGAGUAGUUGUUCCUUGGUUUGAUGGACUUGUUACUCAGAACCAGAACCUUACUGCUAAUGUUUUUACUCUUGAGCUGUGUGGACCAUCUAUGAAGGAGGGUGCAUAUCACCACUUUGGACGAUUCUUUAUUGGUAAGUUAGGUAUCCCCAUUAGAGGAUGCUGUGUGGUUUGCUUUAUUUUUAUUUUUUUUUAGAUUCCAUAUCACAUU